AUGUGUCAAUCUCACGCCCUCGACGUCAACACCAACUCCAAUUUCCACCACGUGGUCACCAAGCAUACUAAGUUGCAGUUGGCAGUCGAAUUUGAUCGAAAGAUCUUAACAGGAAGCGCAAUCACUACCCUAGAGCCUCUCAAAGCUGAAGGUCUGGACACUGUCAUUCUCGACACCAGUUACCUCAGCAUCCUCAGGGUAAGUGUGGACGGGGAACAAGUCCAAUGGCAGCUGGGUCAAAGCACAGAUCAGAACGGUCGUCCACUUAUUGUGCAGCUGGGUCGCAGCUACACUCAGGGUGAGACCUUUGAGCUCGAGAUUCACUUUGAGACUACCAACCAAUGCACCGGUCUCCAAUGGUUCAGUCCCGAGCAGACUGAUGACAAGUUGUACCCCUUCUUGUUUUCUCAAGGAGAGCCCGUCCACGCACGCUCCAUUUUCCCUUGUCAGGACACUCCUUCUGUCAAAACAACGUUUGACAUAACCAUCUCCUCCCCAUUGCCAGUUGUUGCGAGUGGUAUCCCUCAACAUGAUCUUCUCUUUCCUCCUGUUUCCAACAUGGCGGAGACGAAGGAGUACAAGUUUCAGCAAGAUGUUCCCACCUCUAACUACCUGUUUGCCAUCGCUAGCGGCAACCUAUCUGGAGCAAAGAUUGGCAAGAUGAGCUAUCUGUACUCCGCGCCAUCGAGCUUAGAAGCAGCUGUGGCUGAGCUUCAACCCGACAUUGACGCAAUUAUUGAUGCUGCCGAGAACCUCAUUUUCACGAACCCCUGGCCGUUAUACAACCUCGUCAUCCUCCCCAAAUCCUUCCACCUUGGCGGAAUGGAAAACCCCGUCUUCAACUUCUACAGCGCCACCGUCAUUUCUGGUGACCGGGAGAACAUCUCUGUCGUCGCGCACGAGUUUGCGCACAACUUUAGCGGCAACCUAGUGACAAACUCGUCCUGGGAGCAUUUCUGGCUCAACGAAGGUUGGACUGUUUACACCGAGCGUGAGAUCCUGCGUCAAAUCAAGGGCGAAAAAGCAGCCGUAUUUGAGGCCAUCGUCGGCUGGAACGAGCUCGUCUAUGGCAUCGAGUCGUAUGGAGGCAGUGAGAGCCCAGAGACGAGCUUGGUCUUGGACCUUCAGGGCAAGCGGCCAGAUGAUGUCAUGUCCAAGAUCUCGUAUGAGAAGGGGUAUACGUUUCUGUGCUUCUUGGAGAAGUUGGUUGGACGCGAGAAGUGGAUGCCCUUUAUCCCGCACUAUUUCAGAAAAUUCUCACGAGCAACUCUGGACUCGGAUACCUUCAAGACUACACUCUUGGAAUUUUUCUCCCAGGACGCUGCCGCGACAGAAGCCCUUAACUCCAUCAACUGGGACGAAUGGUAUCACAAGCCUGGCUUGCCCCUGAAGCCCGACUUCCACUCUCUAGAGUAUGAUGAAUGUCUCCGUCUUGCGCAGGAGUGGGUCGACAUGACUCCUGACUCAGCUACCUCGGUCUCUGCUAUCGAUGUCAACGGCUGGGGCGCAGGCCAGCUGAACGUGUUUCUGGAUGCCCUUCUGGAUUCGCCGACACCCAUCACUUUGGACUCUUCCCAGCUUCUUGGCACCCUGUAUGGCCUAAGAAAGUCGACAAACUUCGAAGUACUGUCACGGUAUCUCCGAGUCGGCUUGAAGGCCGGUGACCGAGGCCUGUUCGAGGAUACUGAGGUCUUUCUGGGUGAGACCGGGCGCAUGAAGUUUGUCAGACCGCUGUAA
Messenger RNA from Fusarium keratoplasticum, 1737 nucleotides. Its product is annotated as Leuk-A4-hydro-C domain-containing protein. Bases 1 to 1737 code for a protein of 578 amino acids. Gene Ontology annotation, molecular function: metallopeptidase activity; aminopeptidase activity; zinc ion binding. Gene Ontology annotation, cellular component: cytosol. The transcript has 6 exons. The record is from RefSeq and is a predicted model, not a curated record. Gene Ontology annotation, biological process: proteolysis. NCBI's taxonomy places the organism in Eukaryota, Fungi, Ascomycota, Sordariomycetes, Hypocreales, Nectriaceae.